AUGGUGGGCCUUUUCGUUGGCGUCUUUGUGGCGGAGCGCUUGGCCGGCUCCGUGAAAUCCGUUUCGGCGGAAAGAGUUCGCUCCGGGCUCUAUGGCCAAGCUGGCAACAAGGGCGCCGUGGCCGUCAGCUUCAAGAUUGAGGAGACCUCGAUCUGUGCCAUCAGCUUGCACUUGGAGAGUGGCCAGCACGGCAAGAAGGCUCAGGAGCGCCUUGAACAGCUCCGGGAGAUCCUCCAGGGCGUGCGCCACGAGAAGGCGAAGUACGAUGUCAUGGUUCUAGGUGGUGACUUCAACUUUCGAGCUGCCUUUCCAGAAGCGGGGCAGAUUCCCAAGGUCUUGUCCGAAGGAUGGGCGAACCCUGCCGGCGUGGCGAGCUCCGAAAGGCGAGUCGGGGAAGGAUCUUACCAGACCAGCGAGGAGGUGAUGCGCCUCUUCCGCGAGUAUGACGAAGUGACCGCAGGCAGGAGCAGGCAGGAGCUCCAGGAGAUUCUCAAGGAGUUCAGCCUUGUGGAGGGCCCCGUGCGCUUCCCUCCCACCUACCGGCUGCUGGAAGGACAAAGUUCCUAUGACCUCGAACGCCAGCCAGCCUGGUGUGACCGCGUGCUCCACUCCAGGGUCAGCGUGGUCAGAAAGAGCUAUUGUGCACUGGGCCAUUUGAACCACACAGACCACCGCCCUGUUUGUGUGAUGCUUGAGUUGCUCCUACUAGCUCUGCCUCGGCCGGCUGAGAGCCCCACACGGACCCCGCCAAGCACGAGCCCGUCGCCUUUACCCGAGCCCCCUGCGGCCUCGCCGCAGGCUGGGGCUGGGCCGUUCGGCCUGGGGCCAGUGAGCCCUGUGACUACAUCGGAGGCUUCAGUCACGCCGGCUACGGUAACUGCACCGACCCUGCCACAGGACUUGUUGGACUUCGAAGACCCGCCACAUGUACCUUCCUCACCGAAGACGCCGAUGCAGACGCCGCAAACCCUGCAGACAGGACAGCUGGUUUUGGCAAAGUUCCAGACUGGCUGGUACUUAGCCAACGUUCUGCGAUACGAUGGCAUCACUGCUGAUGUUGCUUGGUUGAGACCUCCAGGGACCGUUUGGGGCAACAAGGAAGAGAUGCAACGCUACCUCUGCUCGACUGGAGCAGACGAGACGCUGCACGGAGAGAAGUUGCACAUCGCGACGCACGUCAGGCUGCCGGAGUUGCCGAAGGGCACCAGCGCUCUCGCGCAUCCGCCGUAUCCGUCAACCUCGCCCGCCGAUGUCAAGAUCCGCGAUUUGAAGUCCACAGCUGCACAGAAGAUCUUCCAGGACAAGCUGGCGGCCCCACUGAUUGAAGCAAUUGGUGAAUAUUUCGAGCUCCCGCCGAAGAACGUGGUGGUGGAUGAUGCGUUCAUCGUCAGGUAUGCGACAGACUCUCAAGGGGGCCUGUCCUUUCAUCGGGACGGUUCCAUUGUCAGUUCGAUUGUGACCCUGUCUGACGAGAACGAUUACGUCGGAGGUGGCACCGAGUUCUUGGACGGCAGCGUGUACCGGCCAUCCCAAGGUGGCGGAAUCCUUUUCGGAGGCCAGCGACUCCAUGGCGGUGUGGAGAUCGAACGCGGGGCUCGUUAUAUUUGCACCAUCUUCUUCAAGUGUGGCGGGCUCAGCUGCCGAGACCUGGCUGUAAAGAAAGACAAGGAGGAGGAGGGAGAUCCAGGCAUCUGGGGUGCCCUUGCCAACAUCAUGGGGGUGGGCCAGUGA
Symbiodinium necroappetens is the source of this 1731-nucleotide messenger RNA. The record is from the annotation of a GenBank genome assembly. NCBI's taxonomy places the organism in Eukaryota, Dinophyceae, Suessiales, Symbiodiniaceae.